Messenger RNA from Ilex paraguariensis (yerba mate), 225 nucleotides. The record is from the annotation of a GenBank genome assembly. Lineage: Eukaryota; Viridiplantae; Streptophyta; Magnoliopsida; Aquifoliales; Aquifoliaceae.
AUGAGCAGAUCAGGUCAGCCUCCGGAUCUCAAGAAAUACAUGGACAAGAAAUUACAGAUCAAGUUGAAUGCAAAUCGUAUGGUGGUUGGAACACUUCGUGGAUUUGAUCAGUUCAUGAAUCUGGUGAUUGACAACACUCUGGAAGUGAAUGGCAACGAGACAACUGAUAUAGGCAUGGUGGUCAUCAGAGGAAACAGUGUGGUCACUGUUGAAGCGCUUGAGCCA